AUUACCAAAAAAAAACUGAAUAAACUGAACAAGAACCUAAAAAAUAAUUUUAUUCACAAAACUCACAGACUCACAGUAUUAUUACGAGUAACACCCAAGAAAAAUGAUGUAAUCAAGUGCGCCAAAGGGAAAGAAAGAAAACAAUCCGACUUGUAGUAUACAAACAACGAACAACAACUAUUAUUAAUUUAAUACAACUUUUUGACUCUAAGAGCAAGCAAAAUGCGAUUCAAAACCCCUAUAAAUUACCAAGCAUAUUUUCUCUUCAUGACACAUUCAGACUCAAAACAACGAACGAGAGUAAGAAAAAGGUCUUAGUGAGCUUAAUCAAGAACAACAAUGGCAGAGGAGGUGAUUCUUCUGGAUUUCUGGGCAAGUAUGUUUGGCAUGAGAAUAAGAAUUGCUCUGUCGGAGAAAAGAGUCAAAUACGAUUACAGAGAAGAAGAUUUAUGGGAUAAGAGCUCCUUGCUCCUCGAGAUGAACCCGGUUCAUAAGAAAAUCCCGGUUCUUAUCCACAAUGGUAAACCGGUAUGUGAAUCUCUCAUUCAGAUCGAGUACAUAGACGAGACUUGGCCUGACAAAAACCCUCUCCUUCCCUCCGAUCCUUACAAGAGAGCUCAUGCCAAAUUCUGGGCCGACUUCAUCGACAAAAAGGUGAAUGUUACGGCGAGGAGGAUUUGGGCGGCCAAAGGUGAGGAACAAGAAGCAGCCAAGGAGUUCAUCGAAAUACUCAAGACGCUAGAGUCCGAGCUUGGAGACAAAAAAUACUUUGGAGACGAAACGUUCGGGUAUGUGGAUAUAGCUCUCAUUGGAUUCUAUAGCUGGUUUGGAGUAUACGAGAAGUUUGGGAAUAUCAGUAUCGAAUCAGAGUGUUCGAAAUUGAUUGCGUGGGCCAAACGGUGUUUGGAGAGAGAGAGUGUCGCUAAAGCCUUGCCAGAGUCAGAGAAGGUCACUACGUUCGUUUCCGACCGUAGGAAGAAACUUGGGUUGGAGUAAAUCUCUCUUCUUUGUUAUGUUCUAUGUUCUGUGAUUACUUUGUUCUAUUUUCUUUGAGGUCUAUGUAUGCAUAAUAAUACCAAUUUGUGAAAUCAUAUUUCCAUGUAUUUGUAUCCCGUUUAUGUAAACUCGAUUUCAAUAAACUUCGUUGUGUUGUUUAUUCAA
Molecule: messenger RNA, 1161 nt
Organism: Arabidopsis lyrata subsp. lyrata
Lineage: Eukaryota; Viridiplantae; Streptophyta; Magnoliopsida; Brassicales; Brassicaceae
Product: glutathione S-transferase U24
Exons: 2
Coding region: 340-996 (218 amino acids)
Biological process (GO): glutathione metabolic process
Cellular component (GO): cytoplasm
Molecular function (GO): glutathione transferase activity
Source: RefSeq, a predicted model, not a curated record